Truncatella angustata is the source of this 1984-nucleotide messenger RNA. RefSeq lists its product as uncharacterized. Bases 432 to 1622 code for a protein of 396 amino acids. NCBI's taxonomy places the organism in Eukaryota, Fungi, Ascomycota, Sordariomycetes, Amphisphaeriales, Sporocadaceae. The transcript has 2 exons. Gene Ontology annotation, molecular function: RNA polymerase II cis-regulatory region sequence-specific DNA binding; DNA-binding transcription factor activity, RNA polymerase II-specific. Gene Ontology annotation, biological process: regulation of transcription by RNA polymerase II. The record is from RefSeq and is a predicted model, not a curated record. Gene Ontology annotation, cellular component: nucleus.
UGCCGCUCGAUCCAAAAAUUGAUGAACAGGCAGAAGUCUUGCUAAGAUCAGAACAUAUGUAUACACCAGCUCGCUGUUGUCUGCCUCGAUGCACCGCGCUUAAUCUAGUGUCCUGCCCUUCCAGUUUUGCUAGCUCCUACAUAUAUUUGACAAGAGUCGCUACCCACCCACGGAAUCACAACCUAGCGUAAACAACUGGUGUAGUCCCUUGUGUUCCCAGGACUCGUAUAUCCAUCCGCUGCGGACCUUGCUUAUCGGCGCCAUAUUUAGUCGUGCAUACGCCGACUGGUAUUAAGACGGGAUAAACAGCGACGAGCUUAGCAACGACGUGGUCGCUGCACCUGACAUCCUACGGACAACUGCAACUACUUAUAUCAGAUCAUAUCACCUGUCUGCUGCCGUUGCAGGUCGGUAAGACUGCUAGCUUCGUGAUGGAUCUAUCGCCUCCGCCGCUAAGUAGAUCACCCGCAUCUUCGCCGAAUACCGACUAUCCUUCGCCAGGUCUGGUGGAAAGCCACUACAAGUUGAGUUCGUUGUACGAUCAAUCCUGUGUACUGGACCACAACAUGGACUCCGAGCCUCUGUCACUGGAUACAGCCUCAUCUGCAGAGUGGAGCGCACCGCUAUUGCAGGCCACCACAUCAACCGACAUUCCCAACAUACUCGCAGCGCCCUACGAUGCUUUCAAUGGCUACGAUGCUUCCAUGCCUCCAUCGUACCCGCAUGAUAUAUACGUAAGCGGGCACACACAGACGCAUGCCGGAUCUAUGAGCCCACAGCAAUUCCCAAGAACACUAUCGCACUCACCAGACCCGUCCCGGCCGGCCUUUGCAUAUCGCUUGAGCGGAUCUCCACCGCCCCAGGUCAAGAUGGAGAACGGGGGUGAAUAUCCAGAACUAGAUUACUCGCGGUACCCUUCGCCUCAUCUUGGGCCUGCCGUGCCAGUUGAAAUCGGCGGUUAUAGCAGCGCAGCCAGCAGUUCGGGGUACUUGUCGGAUGCUCCCUCCGGCUCCUGGCCAAAAUCUGAGUACACUACGCUGGAGUCAGACAUGUUCACAGCCAACGGCACGGCGCCGGCGGCACCCUCACUGCUCCAGGACAGGCAGCCAUAUCGCAUCCACAGAGCACCGCGGUCAAGACCCCGUAGGCUCACCACGAAGGAAGAGGCAAAUUACCAAUGCGAAGUAAAAGGUUGCGGAAAACUAUUCAGCAGAAGUUACAAUUACAAGGCACAUCUGGAGACGCACGACGAGAACAGGGAAUACCCGUUUCCAUGCGCGGCAAUUGGAUGCUCCAAGAGAUUCGUCCGCAAAACAGAUCUCCAAAGGCAUCACCAAAGUGUGCACAUGAAAGAGAAAAACCACAGGUGCGAUUAUUGCAGCCGGAUGUUCGCUAGGAAGGACACUCUCAGAAGACACAUGGAAGAUGGCUGUUCCAAGCGCUUUGACAUUGGCACACUCGACGUGCGUUCCGAGGGAUACGAUUCGUCCUUCAGCUCGCACUCUACGUCCAACCUUCUCGCACCACCAACACAACUACCCCCAAUGACGAAUUCUCGUCCACGGACUACCAAUCCAAACUUACUCGAGCCAGCCGUAUCGUUAAUGCGGCGGGGAUAUUAAGUAGAUAUCAAUGUGUACACGCACAUGCUUCUCGUAACAUAUCAUGAUUAUCUUUCCACGGCGCAUAAAAUCUCAUGGUCAUGUUCGAAUCGGGACGGAGAUGGACCAAAGGGACAAGCAUUUUAAGACUACGCAGAGGUCGGGCUUGUAUACCAUGUAUUAUUACAACCAUGGCGCAUUUCAAUUUUAGAUACCAUAACGCGAAGCAAUUUGAACACGAGCUCGUUAACCUAGGUCAGCUCUAGCAUUUGUCGAUUGCGCUAACAUGAGCCGUGCUCACGGUGAUGUCAGCCCAAUCGUCCACACUAUAUUUGCCCAUCUUCGAUCACGGGUGUGGCGUUCUUCACGGAUGCAAUAAGUUG